Messenger RNA from Trichomonas vaginalis G3, 393 nucleotides. RefSeq lists its product as uncharacterized. Lineage: Eukaryota; Parabasalia; Trichomonadida; Trichomonadidae. The record is from RefSeq and is a predicted model, not a curated record. The transcript has a single exon.
UUGAUCAACGGCUCUAAUUCAAAAUACAAAGCUUAUUAUAUAACUCACGAUAGUUAUGACCAAUUAAAUACUACCGAGCCUUAUUAUGAUAAUGAUGAUGAUGGUGGUGAUGAUAAUCACCAUCACAACAAAGCAGCUAUCAUCAUUACGAUCAUUUUAGCUGUGGCAUUAUGCAUUAUUGGUGUUGUUAUUGGUGUAUAUUGUUAUCUCAAGCGAAGAAAGACCAUUGAAGGCGAUAUUCUUGUGAAUAAAGAAGAUGAAGAAGAAAAGGAUGAAAAUUACCAAGAUAGUCAAUUACCAACUCCAUUUUAUCUACCACCAAGUAUCACAUCUGAUCCUGCACAGCAAAAUCACAAUAAUGAUAAUCCGUAUUAUUCUAUGGAUAAUUUCUAA